AUGGAUCAUUCGGGAUUUCGAUGGGACUACUGUGGUUCCUUUUCUGCAAGUGGUUAUGGGAGAUUCAGGCUCGGAAUAUUCUGGUGCAAAAGCUUGGAUAAGAAUUUCAGGGCUCCCUGUACUGGCGAAAAGGGCAUUGGUCCCAACAUUGGUGUCUUUCUUUGCUACAAGGGAGUUUGUUUUCAUCGUGUUAUUAGAGAAUUUAUGAUACAAGGUGGAGAUAUUUCUGCUGGAAAUGGUACUGGUGGUGAAUCCAUCUAUGAUGGUAAACAUAUUGUAUUUGGGAAGGUAGUUGAAGGAAUGGGAGUUGCUCGUUCAAUUGAGCAUGUCACUACUGGUGAUAACGAUUGUCCCACAGCCCAUGUCCUCAUUGCGGAUUGUGGAGAAAUUCUUGAAGGAGUUGAUGAUGGGAUAGCGUUUUGA
Molecule: messenger RNA, 423 nt
Organism: Vitis riparia (riverbank grape)
Lineage: Eukaryota; Viridiplantae; Streptophyta; Magnoliopsida; Vitales; Vitaceae
Product: peptidyl-prolyl cis-trans isomerase CYP40-like
Exons: 2
Coding region: 1-423 (140 amino acids)
Biological process (GO): protein folding; protein peptidyl-prolyl isomerization
Molecular function (GO): peptidyl-prolyl cis-trans isomerase activity
Source: RefSeq, a predicted model, not a curated record